Messenger RNA from Pseudophryne corroboree (corroboree frog), 8681 nucleotides. RefSeq names its product A-kinase anchoring protein 12 (gene AKAP12). Gene Ontology annotation, molecular function: protein kinase A binding; calmodulin binding. The coding region runs from base 820 to 7488 and encodes 2222 amino acids. Gene Ontology annotation, biological process: regulation of protein kinase C signaling; signal transduction. NCBI's taxonomy places the organism in Eukaryota, Metazoa, Chordata, Amphibia, Anura, Myobatrachidae. The transcript is spliced from 5 exons. The record is from RefSeq and is a predicted model, not a curated record. Gene Ontology annotation, cellular component: cytoplasm.
AAAGUGAAGACAGCUAUUUUGUGGGCCAAAGCCAUAGGACCUGAUUCCGGGUCACUUUUAAAGUGGUGACAAUUGCAGUCUCUUCCAGCAACUGGAAAUUUAUGUAUAUAUUUGCCUUAUCUCAGUGUCAGUCAUAUCUAUGCAACUGAUAGCCCCCACUAAUCGCUAUUAUCUGCAUUUGUACCAGACCUAUCCUUGACAUACCUUACCUACUUCUUGUGUUUCCUCUCUGGGAGAAGCCUGGAGAGAAGACACAGCUGGACAUUUUGAGGGGCGUGGCCAGGCUCUCAUGUAAUUAUGCCCUGCCCCCACCACUGCAGAAUGUCAUGAUUUGCAUGUCCGUAUGGAGGAGGUGGGGCUAAAAUGAUGCAAUUUGCAUAAUUUCUUCCCACCCCUCCACAUGGUGCAGCGAUUCCAGUGAUUAUCUCCCCAUCCUGCCUGCUAGAUUAGGAAGCGGGAGAGCCUCCUACUUUUCCAGGACUGCGGAGGAAUACUCAAAAAUUCAGGAGUCUCUUGCAACUUCCAGGAUAGUAGGCAAGUAUGAUCCUUGGUGCAGAGGAUCCGAUUGAAGUCAGAGAAAUAUCUGCAUACCCUGACCUUUGAAUAGCCUGCAAAUCUAUCUACAUGCCCACAACAUGCACAAGGUAUAAUUAUCCUACCCCGUUACCAGUGCCAGAUUAAGGUCCUCAUGGGCCUGGAGCUGAAAUUGAUGAAGGGCCUAUUGUGUGCCAACAGAGGGAGUGUGAGCAGUGCUGUGGCGGUGUAACUACUGAUUUUGUGAAAAGAACAGAAGGUGACAUUGUCCUAAAAUACAGAAGGAUGUUUCAGGAAAUUCCAGACAUGGAGCUUUUACAUAAAAAUGGCAAAAUAGCCGUAAUGAAUGGAAUUGGAGAUGAUGAAGUUACAGUGGAAGCCGGUAUACUGGCUGAAGAUGUAAAUGGACAACAGGAGGAAGUUCUUGUUGUCGAUGUUGAGCAGCAAGAGCCUGCAAGUCAAAUUCUGGAUAUGGAGCCAACCGAAAACAUGGCAGUUGUUCCCAAUGAUACACCUUCAAAAGAUAUUGCAAGGGAAGAUGGGCAGGUUGACACAACAGAAGCCACUGAUACAACGGUGAUUGAAGAAAAAGAGUCACCAGAGCAACCCAAUGAGAGUCAGUCCAAUGAAGUCGGGUUCAGGAAAGUGUUUUCAUUUGUCGGCUUCAAAUUCACUGUGAAAAAAGACAAGACUGAAAAAUCGGAACCCGUGCAACUCCUAACUGUGAAAAAAGAUGAAGUUGAAGUAAACGGCACAGACAAUCAUGAGGAGCCUAUUGAUGCUGCAGAUGUAGGAAAGACUGAAACACAGAAGGAGACCAAAGAUGUUGACCUUCAAGCUGAAAGCGGAGAUGGGUCAGCAGAAGCUGCUGAAAGUCCUGGUGAAACUCCUAAUGAGACACAAAAUAAAACAGAAGAAGCUGAAGUUGAAAAAGAUCAAAAGUCUCCAGAGUCUCCAACAAAUACAGUUGUCACUGAUACAUCCUCCCCAUUUAAGAGAUUUUUUACUCAAGGAUGGGCUGGGCUGAGAAAAAAGACCAGUUUUAAGAAAUCAAAGGAGGAAGAUCCUCAGGAAGUAGAGAAACACAUCAAAAGUGAAGAAGAGGAAAAGGCUGAAGUACCAGAAGCUCUGAAAGCGGAGGAAGCAACUGAAAAAGAAACAACUGAAAACGUGCCUGUACCAGAUGACUUAAGCAAAUCUGCAAGUGGGGAAUCAAAAGAGUAUUUUAAAGAAAAUAUUGAAAAUGUAGCUGCAGAAGAACCCAAACCAGAAGAAUCUUCAUCUAAUGAACCUGAAGAGACCAUAAAAUCAGAUGAGGGUAUUGUAACAGUAAACACAGAAAGGACAUCUGCCCCAGAGUCAAAUGUGUUGAGCGAGAUAAAAGCUGAUGCUGAUACUUUGGAAGCAAAAUAUGAAAACCAAAAAGCUGAGGAAAUCUCUGAUGCUAGCCCACCACCUAUUGAAGAAAUAAAUGAAUCACUGCCCAUCAAGGCAUCUGAAACUGAAGUUUUGGAGAGCCAGCAGCCCCAGUUGACAUCAAAUACUGAAUGUGCAGAACUGGAAAAAAGUCAAGAAGUCAUUACUACAGAAGCUGAUCUGUUGUCCUCACAAGAGAAGGCCAAAAUUCAAGGUAGCCCAUUAAAAAAACUGUUCAGUAGCUCUGGGUUGAGAAAACUCUCUGGAAAGAAAAGGAAAGGGAAAAAAGAGGAUGAUGCUAAGGAAGUUACGGCAGAACCCGCCCCAGUUUCACCAGAAUCAUCAGAUGCCGCAGAAGGAGAUGGUGGCGACAGUUCACCCUCAUCUCCUGAUGAGGCAGCAGAAACAUCUCCCACAGCAAAAGAAUUAGAAGAUGCUCCUCAGAAUGCAGAAACUGAAGAAGGAACAACAUCUGAUGGUGAACGAAAGAAAGAUGGCAUUACGCCAUGGGCAUCAUUCAAAAAACUUGUUACUCCAAAAAGACGUCCAAAGAGGCCAUCUGAAAGUGAUAAAGAAGAUGAGGUUGAAAAGGUAAAGACCUCAACUCUGUCUUCUACUGAAAGCGCUGUUGAAAAUUGUUCUGUUGAAAAUCAGGACGAAACCAAAGAAAAUGUUGAAGAGCAAAAACUAGAAAAAAGCACAGAAGAAAAUAAAAAAAAGGUUGACAGCUCAGUUUCGUGGGAAGCUUUAAUAUGUGUUGGCUCUUCUAAGAAAAGAGCAAGAAAGACUUCUGAUUCAGAUGAAGAAGAAAUACACAAAUCUCAGGAGGAAAACAAGAAAAUUGAAGAAGUAGUGCAAACUGUAGAGAUUGACUCUGAUAGCCCUAUUACAAAUUCACAAGAACAACAAAUUCAAGAAAGCUCAUCACCAGAUCAGGCAAACAGCCCUACUGACACAGAUGGAGUAUCUACUUGGCAGUCUUUUAAGAGAUUGGUAACCCCGAGACGUAAGUCAAGAACAAGAGCAGAAGACAAAACUGAAGAAACUGCUGUAGUAUCGAUUGCUGAACAGUCUACAUCAGAGGGUGAAGCUGGAAAAGAAGAAUCUUGGGUACCAUUCAGAAAAUUGAUUCCUGGGAGAAAGAAGAAAAAGUCUGAUGGCAAACAGGAACAUACUCUUAAUAAUGAAACUGGCCAAGCAGUAAAUGAAGCUGUUGAAGAUGAUUAUGAUGAACCUGCAGUAGUUCCUUUGUCAGAAUUUGAUGCUGCUGAGCAAGAAAAGCUUGAUGCCCAGAAUUCCUUGGAAGACUCUGUUCCAAAUGAUGUUUUUGGAGAACAACAAGGGUCAUUAGAGAAACCCAGUGAAGAACUUAUUCAUGCAGUUACCAUAUCUGUAAUAGAGGGAGAAAGAGCAGUUACCAGUCUUGAAGAAAGAUCUCCAUCUUGGAUUAGUGCAGAUGUGACAGAUACUUUUGAGCAUGCAAAGAAUACUGAAGAAACCGUGGACAGAAUCAAAACAGAAGUGACUGUUGAAGAAACAAUUGUGUUUAGCACAGUUUCACAGGUAAUGUCAGAAGCACAACAUACUUUAAUGAAUGAAAUGGAGUUAACAUCAGAAGCUUUAACUGCUCUUGAAGAAGCAAUUGAAAACUCAUGUGCUGAAGAGACAACUGAAAUGCUGUCUGCCGUUUCACAGCUAGGUGAAUCUAUUGUUUCUACUGAGGAGGCUACACCUGUACCGGAGGAAGAUGCUAGUAUGCAAAAUUUAGAAGAACAAAGGAAGCACACUGAUAACAUAUUACAUGCAGCUGCAGAAAUGGCAAAGCUCUCAGUUGAUGCUCUAAAUGCAGGCAACAGUAGCAUUUAUAUUAUUAAUGAUGUUCCACAAAAUUUGCAAUAUGAAGUCAAAGCGGAUAUUUUGGAAUUACAAGAGACUCCAUGUCUUCAAAAGAAAAUAGAAGUCACUUCAAAUGAAAAGGCUAUUGAAAAUGCUGCUAUUUCUCAAAUGGAGCAAACUGUUAAAACUGUUCACAGUGCUGCCAAUGAACAAUUUGUUGUCCAUACUUUUGCUGAUGAGCAAGACAAAGAAAGUAUCUCUAUUUCAACAGAUGAAAUUCUCUUGUUAACCAUUGAAAAAAAUGGUGGUAGUCUACUGAUUUCAGCUGAAGACCAGUUGGUAAAGGAAAAGCUGGAAAGUGAUGAUGUACAAGGAGACAAAUGGCUUCCAUCUUUAACAAGGGAGCAGCUUGAGAAAUCUUUGUCACCUAUUGAAGAACCAGCUACAAAGCAAAACACUGAUGAAAAUGUCACUGUCUCUACUGAUAUCCACCCGGAAGAAGUAGUUCCUCUUUUGAAAGAGAGGCAAGUUGAAGAAUAUACUGCUCUUGUUGCUGCUUCAACUAAUGAGGAUCCUAAAAUUGAUGCCCAAAUUUCAAAUGUGGAAGAGUCUACUGAACAGGUUCAUGAGUCAGAUGAGAAAAAACCUGAACAUGGUGUCUUUGGUAUAAUUAAGGAUCUGCCUAUGAAUGUCAUCCUUGCUUCAUCUGCAGAACAAGAUAAAGACUUUUUACCUGACAUACAAGUUCAAGAAAACAAUGAUACCACUUUAUUUGAGAUGAAAGAAACUGUUCCUGUUUUGCCUGAUGGGCAGGUCAAAGAAGAAGCUGUUCAUAUGUUGAAUGCAUUGCAGAAAGAAAAGUGCAUUCUCGUGUCAACAGAUGUGCAAUUUGAAGAAAGUGCCCCUGUGUCAGAAGAAUUGCAAGCCAAAGAAAGUGCCCCUGUGUCAGCUGAGGUGCAUGCUGAAGAAAGGACCCCUGUGUCAGCUGUGACUCAAGCUGAAGAAAGUUCUCCUGUGUCAGCUGAGUUGCAAGCUCAAGAAAGUGCCCCUGUGUCAGCUGAGGUGCAAGCAGAAGAAAGUACCCCUGUGCCAGCUGGUGUGCAAGCCGAAGAAAGUACACUUAUGUCAGCUGAGGUGCAAGCCGGAGUAAGUGCCCCAGCGUCAGCUGAGGGGCAAGUCGAAGAAAGUGCCCCUGUGUCAGCUAAGGUGCAUGCUGAAGAUAGUGCCCCUGUGUCAGCUAAGGUGCAUGCUGAAGAUAGUGCCCCUGUGUCAGCUAAGGUGCAUGCUGAAGAAAGUGCACCUGUGUCAGCUGAAGCGCAUGCUGAAGAAAGUGCAUCUGUGUCAGUUGAAGUGCAUACUAAAGAAAGUGCUCUGGUUCAAGCCAAAGAAAGUGCCCCUGUGUCAGCUGAAGUGCAAGCCGAAGAAAGUACCCCUGUGUCAGCUGAAGUGCAAGCCGAAGAAAGUGCCCCUGUGUCAGCUGAAGUGCAAGCCAAAGAAAGUGCCCCUGUAUCAGCUGAAGUGCAAGCCGAAGAAAGUGCCCCUGUAUCAGCUGAAGUGCAAGCCGAAGAAAUUGCCCCUGUGUCAGCUGAAGUACAUGCUGAAGAAAGUGCUCCGGUGCAAGCUGAAGAAAGUGCCCCUGAGUCAGCUGAAGUGCAUGCUGAAGAAAGUGCCCCUGUGAAAGAUGAGGUGCAAGCUGAGGAAAGUGCCUCUGUGUCAGAUGAGGUGCAAGCUGAGGAAAGUGCCCCCAUUUCAGAUGAAGUGCAUGCUGAAGAAAGUGCCCCUGUGUCAGCUGAAGUGCACGCUGAAGAAAGUGCCCCUGUGUCAGAUGAGGUGCAAGCUGAGGAAAGUGCCUCCGUUUCAGAUAAAGUGCAAGCCAAAGAAAGUGCAGCUGCCUCAGAUUAUGUGAAAGCUGUAGAAAGUGCCCAUGUGUCCGAUGAAGUGAAAGCUGAUGAAAGUGCCUCUGUGUCAGCUGAAGUGCAUGCUGAAGAAAGUGCCCCUGUGUCAGAUGAGGUGCAAGAUGAGGAAAGUGCCCCCGUUUCAGAUGAAGUGCAAGCUGAAGAAAGUGCAGCUGCAUCAGAUUUGAUGAAAGCUGUAGAAAGUGCCCAUGUGUCAGUUCAGGUGCAAGCUGAGGAAAGCUCCCCUGUAUCCGCUGAGUUCAAAGCGGAAGAAAUUGCCCCUCUGUCAGCUGAAGUGAAAUCUGAAGUGAGUUCCUCUGUGUCAUCUGAAGUGCAAGCAAAAGAAAGUGCCACUGUGUCAUCUGAGGUGCAAGCCAAAGAGAGUGCCCCUGUGGCAGGUGCAAUGAAGGCAGAAGAGAGUGCCCCAGUGUUAGCAGAUGUGAAAACUGAAGAAAGUGCCCCUGUGCCAGCUGAGGUACAAGCUCAAGAAACUGCCCCUGUGAUAGAUGAGUUGCAAACUGAAGGAAAUACCCCAGCUGAGGUGCCAGCUGAGCAAAAUGUUCCCACUGAGAUUAAAUCAGAAGUGUCUGUCCCUAAAGUGAAGCUUGAGGAAGUUCUGGUAGCAGCUAAGAUACAGAGUGGUGAAGAUGCUAGUGCUGAGUUGCCAGCUGUGCAUUCUGUGUGCGAAAUAAAGAUUACAGAUGUUCCUUCUGUAAAUGAGGUACAGGAUACUGAAAGUGUCCCUUUUGUGCCUGUGGCGCAGACUGAACAAAGUGUCCCUUGUGGGACUGAAGAAGUAUAUAGAAUUAAGGCGGAAGUUGGGGACUUACAAAGUGUGACAAUUGUAGACCAAUUAACCUUAGGUCAUGAAAACAUUAUAGGAGUAAAGGAGGAACUUAUCACCACCACUAUUCCAGAGUUUGAAAGCUUGGAGGCCAGAAGCUCCUCUGAGCCAGUGACUGCAGCUGCAGUGGAAGAACAGAUCUUAGCAGAGACUGUAAAACCUAUUGCGACAACAGGAGACAUCAUAGAGCUUGUUCAAUUUGCUGAUAACACAAGAGUUGAAUGCACUCAAGAAAAUUCCAUGGGGCUGCAGACCGUUGUUGAGUCUGUCUCUCAGAAAGCUGCAGCUAUUGUGGAUGCCGCUAUAGAAGCAGCUACAAACUGUUUCGUUGUGGAUGCUAAAAGUAAUGGUGACACACUUGAGGAUGCUACGGUAACAGAAAAUGGAGACAUAACAGAAGAAACUGCUGGCCAAUCUAUCUACAUUGAAUCACACAGUAUACAAAAUGUAAUUGAAGUAGCCAUAGAAAAAGCAGUAGAUAUUCAUCAUGACAAUGAAGUUGUCAGUGUAACGCAAAGACAAAGUCAGGAAAAUGAGCCUGAUCCUGAAGUUCAAGAAAAUGUACCUGUGUAUGACCCUAUCAAAGUUGUGAAAACUGUAGCUUAUCGAGAACAACAGAAUGCAGAAGGUGUUGAUGAGUCUCAAAAAGAAGUAUUUGUUAUUAGAGUAGAGCUACAAACUAAAGGAAAUUCAAAGAAAGACAUCACAUGUCCGAAUCAGAAAAACCAAGCAGACUGUGUACUAAAAAACGAUGACCACAAACCAUCCGCAGUAGAAUGUGACUUACCACAGGGGAGCGAUUUGGUGGAACCAGACUCAGCACAGUUAGUACAGAACACAAAGGAAGAAAGCAAGCCAUGUGUCCCCAGUUACAUCCAGGAAGAGAAUAUACAAGAAAUAUCCACUCAUACUUCCUUUUCAGAAGUGCAUACUCAGGAAAAGUCACAAACUGUGGAAUCCUGAGACCUAGUUUUAAUGCAGAAUUGAAGAGAUAUGAAUGUGAAAGCUGCUUGAAGCUGCCAAAUGGGUGAAAACUAUCACAUGAAAAGAGCUGACAACUCUUGAUUGGAAGAAUGGAGCAACUCUGGUUUCAUUUAUAGGAAUAAACUGUACGACAAUCCUGAGAUCUUAUCAGGAGCUUUAACCAGAAUUGUCCCUCAUUCCUAAAUAUUUAAUGUCCUUCUCAAGGCUUUUCUAUGUUCUUGUUUGCGAGGCUAAAUCAUAAGAGGCGGAAACUAGGUAACUGUUUUUCCAUUUGCCUUUUAAAGGUACAGGGCACCAAAGGCUUAAGUCUGGCUUAAGGCUGUAUGUUUAAGCUACAAUACAAAUAGCUAAGAGGAUACUGCUAGUGUUAUAUGUUCACGUAGACAUGUAUAGAAGUGGAGGGGGACAUCUUUGUGUAUUUAUGUGUAUAUCUUCAAACUGUUUCUCAUUUUAUUGUAUAUUUCCUUUUUUUCAAGAAUAUAUGUAUUAAAGAAGAAGAAAACAGCAAACUAUUUAAACACACAAUGUCUGAAAUGUAACGCUACCUGCAUGUUAUAACAAAAGUAUAUUUCAGCAGCUUUCCUUUUUAAUAAAAAACAACUAAAAAGGACAACUUGUCUAACCAAAGGCUGAAAGUAGUAUCUCAGUAUAGCUUUAAGAAAAGCAAAAAUGUGUUUGCUGUUUUAUUGUCUUCUAAAGAAAGUUUCUGGUUUGAGGAAAGAAACUGUAGAAGUUAUUGUUUAUGGUAACAUUUAAAUUAUUACCCAAAGUUAUUAUAAAUAAUACAUACCUAUAUUACCUGCACUAUGAAUUUUAUAAAGACACAUGUUCAAAUGUUUCCUUUUUUUUAUUUUUUUUAUUUACUUUAGCCUUUAUUAUGUCACAUAAAUGAUCUAGGUAAGUGCAGCUCUGCACCUGAAUUAUCUACCUGUGAAACAAGUGACUCAGUUUAACCAGUUGCCUUAGGCCUUUCUUUGUCCGUUUGUAUUUUAGGUGCAUUAAUGCUGGUUCUCACUACUCGUAUGGAGAGUGCUCAUUGAUCUAUGUUCCAGAAUAGAUGGCCUAUUUGCACCAAUUAUUUUUUUUAAAAUGAGUUUUCAUUAUACUUCUGUACAUUUUGCUAAACUGUGAUUUCUAGACAAUAUCAGCUCAAAUAAAACUCCUUGCUUUUA